Messenger RNA from Epinephelus lanceolatus (giant grouper), 3116 nucleotides. The record is from RefSeq and is a predicted model, not a curated record. Lineage: Eukaryota; Metazoa; Chordata; Actinopteri; Perciformes; Serranidae.
CACAGAGGUGACGUAAAAAAAAUCCCCACCGUCGGUUACCGGGAGGAAGAGGGCGAACGUCCUGCACGAGGACAGGUGAAUCACCAUGACGACAGAGCCAGGUGAGCCGGAGGAGUCUUUUCCUGAAGCCGCAGCCCAUUCCACACCUAAACAGGGAGGGGAGGGCGGGUCAUCCCAGAGCCAAGCUCAAGGCUCAUUGGCUGAGGACUCAACGAGUCACCUGUCGUCGAGCAGUCGGAUUGCUCGGUCUCCAGCCAGAAACCCGCUGAGCUUCAGGACGAUGCAGACCAAGGUGACCCUACUGGAUGGGUCACUGUUCACCUGCACUAUGGAGAAACGUGCUCGUGGUUCACAGCUGUUUGAGAAAGUUUGUGAACACAUGAACCUGCUGGAGAGGGACUACUUUGCUUUGUCCUUCAGAGACGCUGACAACAACAAGAACUGGUUGGAUCCAGCGAAGGAGAUGAAGAAGCAGGUCAGAGGAGUUCCCUGGAACUUCUCCUUUAACAUCAAGUUUUACCCUCCUGACCCCGCCCAGCUCUCUGAGGACAUCACCAGGUACUUCCUGUGUCUCCAGCUCAGACAGGAUAUAGUUUCUGGUCGUCUUCCAUGUUCGUUUGCGACUCACACCGUCCUCGGCUCCUACACCAUCCAAUCAGAGCUUGGAGACUACGAUCCUGAGGAGUGUGGGUCCGACUACAUCAGUGAACUGUGCUUUGCCCCAAAUCAAACAAAGGAAAUGGAGGAGAAAAUCAUGGAGCUGCACCGAACAUACAGAGGAAUGACACCAGCUGAGGCCGAGAUGCACUUCCUGGACAAUGUAAAGAAACUUUCCAUGUAUGGAGUUGACCUUCAUCACGCUAAGAUGGUAGGAAGUCGCUUUGACUGCUUGUCUUCAGCUAAGUCAGAGGACUCUGAGGGUGUGGCCAUCAUGCUGGGCGUGUGCAGUAGCGGUCUGCUGGUCUACAGAGACAGACUGAGGAUCAACAGAUUCUCGUGGCCAAAGAUCCUGAAGAUCUCCUACAAGAGGAACAACUUCUACAUCAAGAUCCGACCUGGGGAGUUUGACCAGUUUGAGUCAACCAUUGGUUUCAAGCUGCUGAACCACAGAGCAGCUAAGAGGCUGUGGAAAGUGUGCGUGGAGCAUCACUCCUUCUUCAGGCUGAUGUCUCCAGAAGAGACCCCAAAGAAGUUUCUAACGCUGGGUUCAAAGUUUCGUUACAGCGGUCGGACUCAGAUUCAGACUCGCAGAGCCAGCGCUCAGAUCUCAAGACCUGCACCACAUUUCCCACGAUGCAUCAGCAAGAGGAACAUUCUGAGCCGCAGCCUGGAUGGAGCUCCUGGGACCACACCCUCGUCCUCUCUGAUUGGCUCUCCAGCCAUCACCAAGUCCCCCAGAGCCAACGGUGGUGCAUAUACAGAUAUGGGUACAGGACUGUAUGCAGCAUCUAAAGCCAUUGCUGUCAGUGACCUCAUCAACACAGUAACACCCGAGAGGACGGUGGAGGAGAGGAGGGCGGAGCAAGUUGAGGAGGUGCUGAUGGUGGAGGAGGACCUGCAGGAGAGGAUGGAGGAGGAAAAAGAGGAGGAACAGCAGGAGGAGGAGGAGGAGGAGGUGGAGACAAAAGUGACAGAGAUUUCACAGCAGAGUCCUCCAACUCCUCAGAAACAGGACACCAAGGUAACACCUUCUGAUCAAGACGAGGACUUGAGGACUCAGGAGAUGCUGGGGAGUCCGGAGGAGGAGCAGAAACCUCAGAGCACCAUCAGUGCUCUCAGACGCUCCUUCUUAGAGGGAGGAGGAGGAGCAGAAGGAGGAGGAGGAGCGAUGACAGAGUGGGAGAAACGUCUCGCCUCGUCACCUCUGCGACGAUUUGACGACUCCCCGAUGAUCGAACCGCUGGAACCAGAAGAGGCCUUCCCAUUGGACGAGAGCUCAGCAGUGGAGGGGGGGGUCAUGAUAAACCAAGCUCCUCCUCAGCCAAUCAGAGAGAGGAGCUACACAGUGGGGCAGAGCUACGACACGGCCUCGGGAAGAGUCGUCACCAUGACUGUGACGGACGACAGCCCAGACGUCACCAUGACAACAACUAAUACUGAGAUGGGCAAGCAGGUCAGAAUCAUACCACUGUCCACCGCUGAUGAUGUCAUCACAGGGGGACCGCUGAUCACGAUUCGUGAGGUGAAGACACCGACCUCGCCAGUGGAGCUGCUAACCGGCAUCGCUGACAUCGGCAGUGAUGUCAUCAGUGGGGGUGGUUCCAGAGGAGGCGGAGCCAGGACUCUGGACUUCCGUGGGGGCGGGGCCUCUGUGAUCUCACCUUUGAGCCCCCUCCACAUCCCUUCCCUUAAACCCCCUCUGGAUGAACUGAGUCUAAGCCCCGCCCUCUCACCAAGUCACCUGACAGGCAGAACAUCACCCUCCAUGGCAAGAGUGCCCAAACCCACAUUUGAUGAAAUGUCUCCUGAGCUGACGGCUCUGCUGAAGUCAGCCAGAGAACAAAAAACCUUCAGAGAGCACAACCUGCUCAAGACAUCAGAGAAGGUGGAGACGGUGUUUCUGAUGACAGAGCCAUGUGACCAAGACCUGCCAAUGGGGGACCAGCCUCAGGAGGUCCCUGUGAUGAGGAAGACUCUGACAUAUGAAGCUCCGGGGAGCCGAGCGGAUUCUGAUCCUCCUGCUGGUCUGCUGCUGAGCUCCCAGACCUUCACCGCUGAGACCGCCAACACCACCACCACCACACACAUCACCAAGACGGUCAAAGGUGGGAUUUCAGAGACCAGGAUCGAAAAGAGAAUUGUGAUUUCUGGAGACACAGAAAUUGACCAUGACCAGGCUCUGGCGGCGGCACUCAGCGAGGCCCGACGGCAGCAUCCUGAGCUGUCGGUCACACGAGUUGUCGUCCAUAAAGAAACAGAGGUGUCUCCUGAUCAUGUUAUUGAUUAGUGACAUCACAGGACUGAAUCUAGAACCUCUGCUGCAUUAUGGGAGUUGUAGUCCAGACAACAGAACCAACUGUAGACACCCAUUGGACAUUAAUGGACCUAAGGACACACACACACACACACACACACACACACGUACACGUACACACAAACACACACACACACACACA